CUUUUUUGUAUAACAGAUGUCAGUUGGGAUAAUCAAACAGUUCGAAAGUGAAAAAACUGUAGCAGCAAUAGCCCGCGAUAUAAAAAGACCACAAUCAAAAGUGCUGUCUAUCGUGAAACAAAAGGAUACUCUUCUUAAUUCUGGGAAAGGAGCUGCAAUGGGAACGCGAGUACGAGAUAAGCUGAUUGAGAAAAUGGUGAGUUUGUUACUCAUAUGGAUCGAAGACAUGAUCAACAAGCGGAUUCCUCUUAGCCUGCAAAUUAUAAAGACCAAAGCGAAAUCUUUGCUCCAAGACCUUCAAAGCGCUACUGAGAAUCUCGAUGGUACAGAAAGUACGUUCAAAGCCAGUUCAGGAUGGUUCGAUCGGUUUAAGAAGCGUGCAAACUUGAAAAAUAUUAAAAUUCAUGGAGAAGCUGGUAGUGCAGAUGAAGUAGCAUCAGAAAACUUUCCUUCCGUGCUCGAAAAUAUUAUAGCAGAAAAAGGAUUUCUUCCAGAACAAAUUAUUAACGUAGAUGAAACAGCCAUAUUCUGGAAAAAGAUGCCAACAAAAAGUUACGUCUUCAAUGAUAUGAAUCGGAUUCCUGGAUUAAAAUCACAUAAAGAAAGAAUUACAAUCAUGGUAGGAAGUAACAUAACAGGAGAUCUAAAAUUAAAACUAUUAGCAGUGUAUCAUUCACAAAAACCAAGAGCAUUUAAGCACUUCGAUAUUCAAUCCUUACCAGUGAUAUGGAAAUUCAACAAGAAAGCAUGGGUAACUCGCUCGAUUUUUAACGAAUGGUUCCAUCAAAAUUUUGUGCCAGAGGUAAAAAAGUAUUGCAGCGAAAAAGCUAUUCCAUUUAGGGUACUUUUAUUGCUAGACAAUGCUCCGGGCCAUCCCAUAGAACUUUACGAAGUGAACCCUAAUAUCCAUGUAAUUUUCCUGCCUCCAAGAACUACCUCAUUAUUACAACCGAUGGACCAAGGUGUAAUUGCUGCAUUAAAAUCCUACUAUCUCCGCCGAACAUUCACACAUAUUGUUAAAACGAUUGAUCAAAAUCCCACAUGCAGCAUCAACGAUAUCUGGAAAAAUUAUGACAUUCUUUCUGCCAUACAUAAUAUAGCAGCAGUAUGGUUAAAUCAGGCACUAUUAAUGCGUGUUGGAAAAAAGUAUGCCCGGUAUAUUUUACGAAUGAUGAAGAACCAGAUGACGCUAGUAAUCAAAUGGAAUAUUUGAUAGAAGAAUACAUUUCUGCAGCAGG
Anopheles stephensi (Asian malaria mosquito) is the source of this 1238-nucleotide messenger RNA. RefSeq names its product tigger transposable element-derived protein 1-like. The transcript has a single exon. The coding region runs from base 17 to 1213 and encodes 398 amino acids. NCBI's taxonomy places the organism in Eukaryota, Metazoa, Arthropoda, Insecta, Diptera, Culicidae. The record is from RefSeq and is a predicted model, not a curated record. Gene Ontology annotation, molecular function: DNA binding. Gene Ontology annotation, cellular component: nucleus.